CAAAACGUGCUGUCAUGACACAUGAACGUCAAAAACAAAAACACUCUUCAAAAUGGAUAGCAAGGCCACAUAAAGGAAAUAGUAACAUUAUCAUCUACACAAUCAUGUAAACAUCAGAAUCACAGCCGCAACCAUCAACCAACCAACCACAGCAGGACAACUCUCUUAACAGUUAGCAAAAUGGGUGGAAAAUAUGAAGUCCCAACCUCCACGUUUCCAUAUAAAAUUUCGAGACGCAUUCAGUGUCUUAGCUUACCGAGGAGGUAUUACAUGGAUAGCUAUGAAGGAUCCAUGCCGCAGUACACGAAGUCGGGCACAAGGCAGUCUGCUUUGACUGGGCGAAUUGUUGACAAAAGUAACGACAUGGCUUGGCCGUCUAUUAGACGUCUAUUAAUCUUGAAAAGGAUGUACAAGAAUAGAUUCAGUCAAGAACGACUGGAAAAGAUAGACAGAAUGAUCGAAGCAUCCAACGGCACGGUUUACUCGAAGAUGGCUAAUUGUACUAUAGACCUUAAGAAAAUGGACGCCAGGGAUUUAAAAAAGAAGAAAGGGUGGACCGAUACAGAUUGGAAAAGGAAAAUGGAAUAUAUUUCUCAAAUCGCUGAACCUAAAAAGGUGUUCCAGCCACCGCCGGUUAAGCGAGGUAAAAGUAUGCCAUUGGAGGCUCUGAUGCCGAGGAUCGAGGAAAUGAGUGUACCGCCCAGCUCCAAAUGCUACAAGAGAAUGUCACAAGAAGCCUGGUACAGGAACCCAUUGAAGGUAUCGCCCCACGCCCUGAAAUACGUGUUGACGGACAGAAUGAAGAAGCUAGCCACUGCGAGAGCUGUACCCGCUGGGGACUGACUUCACUAGUUCAAACACAACACGAAUGUAAAACGAAUAAUGACCGACAACGGUAACCAACGUUACUAAAUUUUAAAAAGAAAACAUGUUAAAGUUAGAAAAAUAAAAAAGAAACUAGAAAACGUGAUUUUUUGCAAAAAAUACUUACUAAUAUGACUUGGUAGACGUUGUUGUCGUUAUUCUAAUAGUAAUGUUCUGUACAUGGUAAUG
Molecule: messenger RNA, 1053 nt
Organism: Spodoptera frugiperda (fall armyworm)
Lineage: Eukaryota; Metazoa; Arthropoda; Insecta; Lepidoptera; Noctuidae
Gene: Theg
Exons: 4
Coding region: 181-843 (220 amino acids)
Source: RefSeq, a predicted model, not a curated record